Bombyx mori (domestic silkworm) is the source of this 6024-nucleotide messenger RNA. RefSeq names its product longitudinals lacking protein-like. The transcript has 5 exons. Bases 258 to 644 code for a protein of 128 amino acids. Gene Ontology annotation, cellular component: nucleus. Gene Ontology annotation, biological process: regulation of transcription by RNA polymerase II. The record is from RefSeq and is a predicted model, not a curated record. Gene Ontology annotation, molecular function: protein binding. Lineage: Eukaryota; Metazoa; Arthropoda; Insecta; Lepidoptera; Bombycidae.
ACCACUGUCCUUCAAGUUUUGACAAUCUAAAAUAGUAAGGCUGACAACCCUGUCUAGCUGAUUGAAAGAAAUUAAGAAAUAGAAAGAAGUGGCUAUAUUAUGCGAGACGGCGUCUUUAUUUUGAGAUUUCAAUUGCUUAACUUUUACGUGUAGAUUUCGAAAUAUUACGUGCGCCCCUGGAUGUAUAUUUAAUGUGUUUCGUGUGAAUUAAACACGAAAAGAAAUUGUAGUUACUGUGUCCGUAGAGUAUCAUCAAAAUGGGUGAUCAACAAUUCUUUUUAAAAUGGAACGAUUUUCAAACUAACAUGGUGACUUCGUUCAGACAUUUGAGAGACGAAAAAAGUUUUACAGAUGUUACAUUAGCAUGUGAAGGACAGACGUGUAAGGCACAUAAAAUGGUUCUCUCUGCCUGUAGUCCGUACUUCAAAAGUCUAUUAGAGGAAAAUCCAUCGAAACAUCCGAUAAUAAUUCUAAAAGACGUGUCUUAUCUACAUCUGCAAGCCAUUUUAGAGUUCAUGUACGCCGGCGAAGUUAAUGUUUCACAGGAACAGCUGCCGGCCUUCCUCAAGACUGCCGCAAGACUUAAGGUGAAGGGCUUAGCCGAGCCCCCGCCGCAGAUGCCAAGCAUCAAACGAGAAGGCUAGCCCCCCGUAAAGUGCCCAAAAGACUAUAGUGAACACCAAUCUAACUUAGCACCGAAUAACUAGUGCACACAUCCAUGUAACGGUAGGACAAUAUAAUACAUAUAUAUCAGGUUUUAUUUUUCAAAUACACAAAAUACUUACUGUCGAUUUUUAAUGUUGAUCUUCGUUUUUUUUAUUAUAAUAACACAUUAUUAGAUCUUAUAAUGAAUUCGCGUUUGAAUUCACAGUCAAAUAAAAAUUUUAAGUCUUUAACCUUUUGAUUGCCACGCGGCGCACUGAAGUAAUUGCCUCGAUUUCUCUCUUCGAUCUUAUUAAGGCGCUGGAAUAUCUAUUAGAACUAGCGGUCCCGCAGUAGUCGAAAUUCGACUAUAAUUAAUUGAAAUUAUAAGUUUGUACACUAUUACGAUUAUAUUUUCAAAGACUAUUAAAUAAAUUAUUAUACUACUAUAAUCACAAAUUUCGCCAAGACUACAUACACUAUGGAAAAAAUAUUAAUAAAGACAAAAAAUAUUUAACCUAUUCUAUCACUUUGACCACAGACGUCAAAAACAAAAGUUUGACAAUAAAUAAAUAGUAUGCAUGCGUGUGUGCGUCAAAUACACGGUAGUGUGUGUAAUGUUUUUAUUGAUUUAAUGUAUUUAUUAGGCAUAAUUUAAAAAAAAAAUUAACAUUCUGCAUUCGUUCUCUACAUUCUCUAUAAGUGUGGGAAAUUUCAUACACCUCCGUCCGCGCAAUUUUCGUAAAAAGGGAUACAAAGUUUUUCCAUCACGUAUUUAAUAUAUAGAUCUGGGAAAGACUAAUCCGAAGAUACUGAGGACGAAUCUAUCUCUGAGAGACCUAAAAGAUAAAAUAUAUAUAUAUAUAUGUAAAAAAAACUUCAGAGGUGUCAAGGGACACCCGGAUGGAAUGAAGUUCCUUUCGAUUAAUUAGUGAAGGAAUUGUAAUAUUUUUUUUAAGUUAUAAUAAUAAAUUACGGCAUUAUGAAGAAGAAAAAAAACAAUACUAUGAACUAAAUUACUAUUGUUGAAACGCUAUCUCGAGAAACUGUACUCAUUAGGCGGACCAAUCGGAUACGAGCAAUGUCACGCGAUAAGCGCCUACACGUUGAUUGGUCAGAAUGACGGAUCUAAAAAGUGUCGUGACAACUUUUCGUAAGAAUUUUUUCCGUCUAGCCCCCUUUCACAACGCGCGAUAAGGAACUUCGUUCCAACAAAAGAAGGUAAAAGUGGGUAACACAGGUGUUUAGUAAUAGAAAUCGACAUAAUUACUUCAGUACGCCGCGUAGGUCACCGGUGACCUACAUGGAAGUCAAAGGGUUAAUUUCCAUGUAAUAGUAAUGUAAUUUGUAAGAAACACGGCAACAUUUAAAAAGCUAUACGAUCUCGGCCUUCAUUAUUAACAAGUACACUUUUGUUUCCGAACAGAAUAUUGUAUUUACACUUCAUUCACGUAUUUCGUGUUAACGUGAAAGAAAAUAUAUCGACGCUUGAUAGGCAAAAGUGACUAAGCGACAAUAACUGCUUUGUACAUAAAUGAUAGGCAAUAACCAUAUUCGAUGCGCAAAAAAAUAAAUAUUUCUAGGUCUAUUAAAAUCAUUUCAAUCAUACAGCUACUAGCUAGAUUCUACUUUUUUUUUUUUUUUUUAUUGCUUAUAUUGGUGGACGAGCUCACAGCCCACCUGGUGUUAAGUGGUUACUGGAGCCCAUAGAAAUCUACGACGUAAAUACGCCACCCACCUCGAGAUAUAAAUUCUAAGGUCUCAAGUAUAGUUACAACGGCUACCCCACCUUCGAACCGAAACGCAUUGCUGCUUCACGGCGGAAAUAGGCGGGGCGGUGGUACCUAUCCGUGCGGACUCCCAAGAAGUCCUACCACCAGUGGACCUACUACAGCUGGAUUAGUUAAAAUAAAUUUUGUUUUCAGUUAUUUCAACUUUAAAUCUGUUAAGUUCACGCAUUGUCGCUUAGUCAUGUUUGCCUUUCGAGCGUCGAUAUUAUUAUUAUUAUGUAUGUAUAUGUAUGUAUGUUAAAAGUGUUUUAUCGGGUACUACAGUCUCGAUAAAGCUUUGCAAUUGUAAUGAAGUUACGCGCUAUGAAGUACUGCAAUCGCGUUCAUUUUUAUAAAGCACGUACCUAUGCGUAUCUCUAGCCGUGUUUUAUAUGAAAUAUAACGACGUCAUAUAAGUUAGCAAAUGGAAAAUCUUUUUAUUUUCGCUCUAAAUAGAAUAAUAAUCUGUUUAAAAAUAAUAAUUACAAGUUAAGUGCGAUUAUUCUAAUUAGCGAAAGAGGGUAGUUAGAGAUACUUCAUCGACCCCAAAGCAAAACAAUAAAAAUGUAUUCAACAUUUGUUAAGUAAUUUGAACAAGGGAUUUAUUAUAAAGGAAAGCUCGUAAUUAUUUUAACUCGAUAAAACAUUCAAUAUUAAAUGAACUGUGAAAUUGUAAAACGAUUAUAUACAUACGUAUUUCAUACUAAUUUAGAUAUAAUCACAGUUAAUAUAAUUGAGAAAAGCAAUAUGCAUUGAUGUGAUGGUUUACAUUUUAAUUAUUAUCGACCGCUCUUUUUUUUAUUACCAAAAAUAUAUAUAUUGGGAGGGAGAUAACGCAGUUGAGGAAUUCAUUAAAGAAAAAAACAAUAAAAUAGAGAUGCUUUAAAUUCAUCUCGCAGAGACGGUAAUUGAAGGAUUAUACCUAGUAUUAAAACUCAUUAAAAUUAUCAAUUUGUUUUUUUUUUCUCCUUAAACGGUUUAAAAUGUUUUUAUUUUAGCUUGCUUAUGAUAAUGUUUUUUUCAAUAAGAUCAAGCACUGUGUUAUAAAUAUUUCGUUAGACAUUCGCGAUAAAAAUAUUAUAAAAAAAUAUAGAAAAGAAAACAAUUUUUAGUAUUUCCGUGAAAAUCGCUAUAGUGGAUUUUGAUACUAUACACCUUAAUUACUGAUUACCAGUCAAUAACCAAUCGUGAACUCCUAUAUACGAGACAUUUUUGUUGUUUGUAAUUAUCGAUACUGGUUUUCCUUAAUGAUUCAUUAUCCAUGAUUUCGUGCAGGAUAAUUGGGAAUUACAUCGACCGAACUCAUUGUGGUGUAACCAUAAAUUCGGACCAGACUUUUAAAUUCCUCCAUUACUGUAUCAUUUUUGGUAAUAAAAAAUUAGCGGUGGAUGAGAAUCCUCUUCAUUUCCACAAGUUACCCAAAAGCCAAAGUUUAUGUUAGGUUCUAACACAAUUAUAAUCUCCACGUUCUAAGUCUGGCUUGUGACUAAUCAGUUUUAUUUAUCUCGAGACACAACCUGACCUAUUCGUGACGUGUAUACAUAAAAUAUUUUUUUGUUUGUGUUUUACCAUACGUAUAAUACCGCCAACGUGCGGUAGGUGGCGCACGAUUAGUUUCAAGAAAUCCACUCUCUGGACUGUAAAUAUUAAUAGAUGAAUUAUUCCGAAAAUUGUUUAACACAAUAUCUAAAAUACAUUAGAUUCGAUUACAACUAAUUUUAUUUUUGACUAAUAUAAUACUAUUCAUGUAAUUUUAAAUUAUAUUUCGCACCUUUAGAAUUGAAGUCCAAAAUUCUUGUUUGUUUUUGUCAACGCCAAAACUGUAAUUGUAGAAUUGUAAUUUUUCAGUUUUGAUUGUAAUAGUUUAAGCCUUAAAGCGCAUAGGCACCUUAAACUUUCAGGUAUGCGCUUGAUUUAUAAGAGACGGAAAGUGUACUAUGUUUAUUUCUAUAUCGACUAAAAUUUAAAUUUAAUUUUUAAAUUUUAUAAAAUGAUAGAUUACAUGUUUUAAGUCGCUCAAAGUCUAAAUCUAAUUUUCUAAAAAAAAAUAGUUGAUCCACUUCAGUUCUAAAGUUGGGAUUUGUACUCUCACACAUCCAAUAUGCCCUACGACAUGUUGAUGUGGUGUAUUUAAAACAGUCACAAAGCCAAAGACAAUUCUUUGACAAUUUCUAUUUAUCUCCACUAUCAUAUCAAUGCCUAAUGUAUCCACCAAUAGUUGCCUUACAGUGUAUUUCGAUGGGUUUGAAUGUCGACAUGAUGUGUAGGAGGUAUUCAAAUAUUUCGGUCGUGUUAUACGGGAAGAAAAUAAUUCAUUUACUUUUCGUUUUUCCCACGAUUAUCUUGUGUGAAGAAGACAGAUAGAUGUUAUACGAAUUCGGACAUUUAACAUUUUCCAAUUCAUGUUUAAUUGUAACUAAAAUUUGACUGCGAUUUCAUUUUUGAUCUGCGUUCCGAUGCGUACAUAUUUCCCGAGUAACAACUUCGUCGUAGAAUCAGUGAAUGUUCCACCCACGAAUGUGGAAUAUUUUUGGGUUAAAAAUAGUUUAAAUUUUUGGCAGAGAGUAUCGGAUAUUAUUAGCCUUAAUCACAAAAAAAAAAAUUAUUGUCUAUAGAUGAUCACAAUAAAUUAUACAUGAAUUUGAAACUGUAAUAAAUUGAUAGCACUGUAAUAAUGAUUGUGUACCUCUUCAGAUAGCAACGUCGACAUACAGACUAUUGGAAUGAUAUAAUGUUAAUAGGUGUUUGUUGAAUUCAUAUUAUUUAGAUUAUAAAUAAGUGAAAUGUAUUUUCCGUGCUCUUAACCGAAAUGCAGAUGGACGAAUUAGCUUUUUAUUGAUUUCGUAAUUUUUUAAUAUGGCAAGAAUCACUUUAAUGGUAUCUAUUCGUCUAAAAUGUAUAGGUACAUGAAAUUCACUAAAUUAAUUUUGUCAUAGAAGUUGCGUUACUGAUUGAUUCGGUUUGGUUUUUCUGUUUAUAGCUGUGUACUUUUAAAAGAAUUUGAUACAAUAAAAAUUCAGAUAUUUUUUUUAAAUAUACUUUUUUCAUUUUUUCUUUAUUUCUGUAAGCUUCUCUUUAUCACUGAUUUGCACAUAGGAAAAGAAAUUUAUAUCUUGUGUCAAAUUUGCAAGAAACCGUAUUUGUUAAAUACUAAUUUAAAUAUACCUAAGUAUUUUUUCAGCAUAUAAAGAUUGCUUUUUGCACAAUUUAGAUGACUUUCUUAUAAUAAAGUUACUUUUUUCCUAGAAUUUUCUUAAUCGUGCUUGAAUGAAAACUUCAAAAAUAAUGUUUACUCACUAAGUUUCAAGAUACAGAAUCUAUGACUUCUAAAAAUCCCAAAAUAAUAGUCAUUCUGAUGGCAAAUUAGUGUUGAUUGGUUACUCAACUGGCAUACACAGGUGUUGCCAGUAUAAAUAUACUUUUUUUUAAAUUAGAAAGCCUUCUGUGUGCAUAUUAUAUAGUAGAAGUUAGUCGAGAAGUAAAAAUAUAAUAUAAAUCUUAUAUUUUUAGAUACAGUAAUGUUAUGUGCUGACUUAUCACAUCGGAUUACUAGUUGGUAAUUGAAAUUACGAAAGAAUUUGUAAUUUUAGAUAAUACAGUUUAAUUACAAAAA